UGCCAUGAGAAACGUCUGUCACACUGACCACACAUUGUCUGGAUGGGUUGGCGGGGGACUAGAACGCCUCACCCUGACAGAAUAUAUAAGGGAAAGGGACCGGGUAAAGAAGCAGGCACACUCAAACUGUGAUCACAACCAGAGAAAUGACUUUGGACAUCAUGAAACCCCAGGCUGCUCUUCUGUGGGUCUGUUUACUCGGGACAAGCUUUGCUCUUCCACUACAGAUUGGAAUUAUUGCAAGCAACAGCAAUGAGAUCCUAAGACUGAAUGGAUUAACUCUUGCUGCUCUUGGACAAGCACAGGUAUCUUCCCUGUUACCCCAGUUUGUGCUGCAGCAGCAGCCUGAGGUGCUGCUCACUCCACAGAUGGUGAACAUGAACCCUCAAAUGGUAGGGCCCUUCUCUCCUCAGGGGCACCAGCUAUUCUUCCCCUCUCAGGGCAACCAGCUUACACCUAUGAUCGUCCCCAAUGCUCAGCAAGAGCAGAUUGUGACCCCACAGGACCCCAACGCUCCUAACAUCCCCCAGCAGGCCCAAAACCCAGUUCAGAUGUUUCCAUCUUUCCAGUAUCCGCCUUUCGGCUUCCCUCAGUAUUCCAGACAGGGCUACCCUUACUUUGUUCCUCCUUACGGCUAUCCCCAGCAGAGGAACACUGCAGUGCUGCAGCCCAACAAUGCUCAGCAAAACUUGGAGAGAACCACACACAGACCACAGCUCCCUCUGCAGCAAGCUUCUCUGCCUAGGGUGCAAACAGAAAAAACAUGGCCGAUGGGGACACAGAAGGAGUCUACUACAAUUCCUCCUGAUCCUCGUGGUGACACAUCUGGGCCUGGAGUUGAUGAGGGCAACGGCAACUUCCCCUUCCUGUUUGAACCCUAGAUGUCACCUUGGCAAACAAUCUGUGUUUUUGGCCACACUUGCUCAAAUGCUCUACAAUGUGCCAUCCUUCCAAACCCAAUUAAUUUCUACUCAGUUAUUUUUAUGAUAUACUGAAAUUGUCUGACUUGUUUCAGGAUUGUUAUCCCCACUUCCAUAUCAUGUCAAAUAAACAACUCUGACAAAA
Molecule: messenger RNA, 1065 nt
Organism: Notolabrus celidotus (New Zealand spotty)
Lineage: Eukaryota; Metazoa; Chordata; Actinopteri; Labriformes; Labridae
Gene: odam
Product: odontogenic, ameloblast associated
Exons: 10
Coding region: 147-881 (244 amino acids)
Source: RefSeq, a predicted model, not a curated record